Molecule: messenger RNA, 2046 nt
Organism: Leptosia nina
Lineage: Eukaryota; Metazoa; Arthropoda; Insecta; Lepidoptera; Pieridae
Source: the annotation of a GenBank genome assembly
AUGGCUCGCGGUAAUCCGACUGAGAACGAGCGCAACUGCUUAAACGCUCAAGAACGACAGGACGUAGAAAAACCAAAUGCGGAUGCGAAGACUAAUGUGUUGAGAGUUCGCUUCCUUGAUGAGGAAGGAAAAACUGAAAGGACUGUCAGUGCUGACGAAGUGGACAGCGCCGUUACGAGAGUGAAGAAAAUUCACAUUCUCAAAAAUAGAAGCUCCAGCGAAGCGAGUAUCCUUCUAAGAAACACUUCCUUGAUGAAACGGCGUUCAAAUGAGCGCAGGCACAGUGACGGCAAUGCCAAUAUAAACAAUAACUCUCUCAGAGAGAAUUUGAACGGCAAAUGCGAGACAGAAAAGACUGAAGAUACCACCAAAGACACUCAUUACAGGCGAAAUUGCAACGUGUACAGCGUGAAUCAGGCGAAAACUCUAACGCCGGAACGUAAACGCAUGCCUUUGGCUAUUCCCCGUUUGAUCAGUCACAAGGAGAAUGUGAAGAGUAUACUGCCUGCGGAAGUCUGCUUGAGCGAUGUGAGUGCUGGGAAGGACUUUACGAGCCGCGCGUUCGGGAAGAUUUCCCGCGGCCUGGGGAGAUUGCUUCGCCGCACCAACAGUGUCCGCAUCAGCGAACCAGACCCUGUUUACAAGGUCGCAUACCUCGGCAACGUGCUCACCGGAUGGGCUAGAGGUGAAGGCUGCAUUGAGAAACCGCUGGCGACUCUUUGGCGCAAUUAUCAGCAGUCGACAAAGCCUGACGUGGUCAUGAAGCUAUCUGUAACUAACUCGGGCCUAAAAGGUAUCACCAAAGAACACGGACUCACCGAAUACUGGUCUCACCGCAUCACCUACUGUACAAGUCCCCCACAUUAUCCCAAACUCUUCUGCUGGGUCUACCGUCACGAGGGAAAGAAAUUAAAACACGAACUGAGAUGCCACGCCGUCCUUUGCACCAAAGAUUCAAUUUCAAAGAAAAUAACAGAAGAACUACAAAUUAAACUAAAACAAGCCCUAGUUGAAUUCAAAAAAGAGCGAAUGUGCAAACAGAACGCUAGGCUCAGCCUUGCUAACAGCGUUUACGAAAACCCUAGCAUGCCACGCAGAAAGAUUCUUCUUAGCGUUGGAGCUCAAAACUAUCGACCACCCUUAGAACGAUCGAAGUCAGCUCCCAAACUCGGAGCCAUAGAAGAGCUCUGUUCCGAAGAAGACGAAGAGGAAGCCGAAUUGACUGAACAAAAGAAUGACAACGCAUCAAACUUCUAUGACAUACAAACACUUGACAGGCGGCGAUCAGAAAUAAAGUCGCCUAGAAAAAUGUCUUGCCCCGAAACUGUUAUUAAAAGAGUACGUUCUGAAUCGGAAGGCUCGCAAAAGGCAACCGAUGAUAUAAUUAAUUUACUAGUACAAGAAAGUAAAAUGAGGGCAGAACAGGACCAAGUUAAAAACGAAUCCGAUAAAAUCGAAGCUGUGUUAAAGCCCCUAGAAGUGAUCGCUGAGAUCGGUGAGUUGAGCACGAUGGCUGAUAGAAAGGAUUUAAUAUUACAAAGUAACUACCUCGUCACUGAUAGCGACGACGGGUCAGUUUCUUCAGGAUGUGAGACCGCCAGCACGGUCACUUCUUCUGACGCUGAGCCCAUCUCCCUUCCACAAUUCCCCGAAGAGCAAAAGGACGACAGCGAUGAGGAGAGAGCGUCAGCGUUUUGCGGACCAACUUACGAAGCAAAUGAGAGAAGCUAUCCAAACUCCAUUCGCGGAUUGGAUGACGAAAAUGAUUUAAGCCUCACUUCGGAUGAGGUUAACCACAUACCUAUUGGAGAGAGAAAUGGUUUUCGACGGCGAUCGACGUAUCCACCCUUGCGUGCUGAUGCUGAUUUGGAAGGGAAAUUUGAGUCGCUAAUGGAAAACCUUACAGACGUAGAAAGCUUACACUCGAGCACUGAGACUGAUGUAUUUAAAACUGUCGGUGAUAACGAUAGCGCUUGUAGCGAUGAGUCCGGCUAUUCUGAACUUCUUGACAAGGAAAGCAUAAUUGGUAACACGAUAAUGGUUUAA